Messenger RNA from Protomyces lactucae-debilis, 924 nucleotides. RefSeq names its product WD40-repeat-containing domain protein. Gene Ontology annotation, cellular component: cytosol; peroxisomal matrix. Lineage: Eukaryota; Fungi; Ascomycota; Taphrinomycetes; Taphrinales; Protomycetaceae. The record is from RefSeq and is a predicted model, not a curated record. Gene Ontology annotation, molecular function: protein binding. The transcript has a single exon. Gene Ontology annotation, biological process: protein import into peroxisome matrix. Bases 1 to 924 code for a protein of 307 amino acids.
AUGUUCAAGCACCGCACACAAGGCUUCAAUGGCACAGCUCUCGCCUUCUCUCCCUUCUUUGAUUCCCAUGUAGCCGUCUCCUCUUCUGCCAAUUUUGGCCUUGUUGGCAAUGGUCGCUUGCAUAUCCUUGCAUUACAGCCAGGACAGAUGCGACCAGUCAAGCAUUUCGAUACGCAAGAUGGCUUAUUCGAUGUUUGCUGGAGUGAAAAUCACGAGAAUCAGCUCGUCACUGCAUCAGGUGAUGGUACGGUCCAGCUCUUUGAUAUCACUUGCGACCAAUUCCCUGUACGGAAAUGGCGAGAGCACAAUAAGGAAGUGUUUAGCGUCAGUUGGAAUCUUGUUCAGAAGGAGACGUUUUGCUCGAGUUCCUGGGAUGGUAGUAUCAAGCUGUGGCAUCCGGCACAGCAAGUCUCCUUGGCAACGCUGAUGGGUCACAAGGCCUGUGUCUAUCAGGCUCUGCACUCUCCACAACAUCCCAACAUGAUUGCGUCUGUGUCUGCCGACACAACGCUCUGCCUGUGGGACCCAACACAGGGCCAUACGCCAGUUCAAUCCAAUCCAGUCUCUACACAGGAAGUUCUGACACUUGCCUGGAACAAGUAUAAUCCGUAUGAGCUCUUUACAGCCGGUAUCGACUUGCUCAUCAACAAAUGGGACUAUCGCAUGAUGGCACGCCCUAUACGCACCAUGCGCGGACACAAAUACGCCAUUAAGAAGCUGAGCAGCUCACCCUUCGAUGGAGAAAUGGUAGCGAGUAGUUCUUACGAUAUGACAACAAGGAUAUGGCGAGGGGAUACGUGUGUCAAGGUCUUUGAUGCACAUACGGAGUUUGUGGCAGGUUUGGAUUGGUCUUGUUUUGGGAUGAGUCCUGGCUUCAUUGGCACUGCUGGAUGGGAUGAGAAUGUAUUUGUUUGGCGUGUUUGA